AGCCUAUCUUGGGAAAUUAUGGAUCAGACUGGUUUUAUGGCUGUUACUUCUGAAGUAUAUCACCUCACUGACAGCAGUUAAUGAGGUAGUCAGUGAUCUGAAGGAAGCAAUAUGCUGGAUCUACAAAAAAAGGGAUCAUAUGGCACAUCAAGCAGCCAGACAGCAGCAGUGAGGCCCUUCCAUCAUACACUACUUUACUCACCCAGCCAAGGGAUGGAUGUCUUUGCCCAGCGAAGUGAUGAAUGUCUUCAAGGGAUUCUAUAUUUUGGUCAUAUAAAUAACAGCUGUUAAUUGUUAGCUUCGAAAAAGUACGGAGGUAAGGAGGCAAGGUUGGACAACUUCAUAUUGGAACGUGUCCCAGAGUUGGAACUGAGCAUUUUAUCCAUGCUUUCGCUGACUGCCUACUCUGCUACUUAGAUGCCUCUCACAAAAGAUGUGGUCUGCUGUUCGGUUUCGUCUUCUACCUGCCAUCAAGCUUUACCUGCUUGGUUUUAAAGUCUUGUUGGCUCAGCUGUUAAACAAACCUUUGAAGCUACCAGUGAUGCCCAGACAAGAUGGCAUGGUUGCCAUAGUGACAGGAGGAGGCAGGGGAAUCGGCUUUGAGGUAGUCCGCCACUUGGCCAGACUGGGGGCACAUGUUAUCAUAGGUGGAAGGGAUGAGCUGGAGGGUCUUGCAGCCGUCAGAAGGAUCCGUGAAGAAUACAAGGAGGCCGAAGUGGAAUUCAGGAAAUUGGACCUAGCCUCGUUGCAGUCUGUCCGUCAAUUUGCCCAGAGCUUUAAGGAGAGGAACCUACCACUAAAUCUUCUGAUUAAUAACGCGAGUGUAAUGCUGGUUCCUGAGGGGCGUACUCAAGAUGGAUUUGAACUGCACUUCGCUGUGAACUACCUAGGCCACUUCCUGUUGACUUGGCUACUCUUGGACACACUAAAGGAUUCUGGGAAAUGUAGUUAUGUCUCCCGUGUGAUUAGUGUUUCAUCAUCAGCCCAUCGCAUCGGGGAGAUCAAGCUAAAUGACUUAAAUUGCUGCCAGCAUUAUUCAGCUCACGCUGCUUAUAGUUGCAGUAAGCUGGCGCAGCUGUUAUUCAGUUCACACCUCCACCAAGAGAUGCAGCGUGGAGGUUUCCCAGUGAUCUCAUGUGCUGUGGAUCCUGGCAUGGUGGAUACUGCUCUCUAUCGCCACCUCUGGACACCUCUCCGUCUAGCACAAAGAGUCGUUGCUCACCUGUUUUUUAGGAGUCCUGCAGAGGGUGCUGCCACUGUGCUGUCAGCUGCUCUGUCACCAGCCCUGGAUGGGGAUUGUGGAGGAGGCUACUGGGCCAAUGGGCGUAGAGAGAUGACAUCACCACCUACCUUUGAUCUGCAGCUUCAACUGAGCUUAUGGGAAAUCAGCAUCCAGUUGCUGGGCCUACAGUAGCUUUUGACUUUAAGAUGAGCAACAGGACUAGACCUGUUUGAAAACAUCAUGUUAAGACCCUAAACUUGGGCCAACCAGCCACAUUCUUCUUCUCCUUUUUUAUUUUUUGCUUCAUCCAAACUUCAAGGUGUUGGUAGUAUUUUAUGUUGGGAGUAUCACAAUCCACCGCUGGACUGUGAUUGGUGUUUAGGGAGUGAAUACCUCCUUUUUGUUGCAAAGAAGGGCUACACAGGAUGGAUAGUUUUGUUUGUUUUUUUUUUACCUUUUUUUUCAAUGUGAGUAAGAAAAUCUACAAUACUUGGACUCACAUAAAGGCUACCUAGCAAUGCAGUGGUAUCUUCUGUCUUAGAUCUUAGGCAGCGGCACUUCAUUCAUAAGCCAUUCAAAGGUUAAUGUCGUCAAACUGAUUCCCUGAUCAGAGCAAUUUUAAGAUAUCCAAAUAGUGAAUUUGCCCCUCACAAAAAUCCACAAUGAUGCAGGCCUGGCUCUGCCUUAAUGUCAUUAAACUGGCUUUAUUUAAUAAGCAAUGAACUAAAUUUAUCUCAGCGACUCCUCUGUAUUGAGUUUAAAUUCAUGCAAACAGUAAGAAGUGUUUUGGCAAUAAUUUAAUCAUUUGUAUAAAUGCUGCAGAAGAAUGUGCUGAUAAAACCCAGGCAUACAUAUUUCAACACUGAGACAAUGAUCUGGUCAAACCCACCUUGCUGCGUGGGGAGGAAUGUGUUAAUAUCAGUUUACCCUGACACAUCACACAGUGGCCACGAUUACAUGAUGUUUUUUUUAAUUCCGAAUUAAUUAUUCAGAAUUAAAUCAUUCAGAAUUACAAUAUUAUCAUUCGCGUUUACAUGGAAGUAGUAAUUCCAAAUUGAUGUUUAGAUGGAAAACAUGUUUAAUUUCCUUUAUUCAAUUCCAAUUACAAUCUCGGGGUUGGGAAGGGUUUUAGUUCUAGUUUUGAAGCAGCAGCUCGACACUAGCAUACUACUUCUCUUUGGCCAGCUGAGGAGAAGGGAACUAGAGUACCGUAUCAUCAUCUCGACAGGACAAGGGACAUGCGCAGAACGACCUGAAUUAAUUUAAAGUGGAAUGAACAUAUACAAGAUCGAAUAAUUCAGAUUUAAAAUCAGAAAAAACCCGCCACUUACUUCAGAUUUAAGGUUAAUUCGGAAAGACCAUUUUUAUUCAGAAUAAGGUGUUUUUAAGAUAAUUUAAAAUCUUUUAAAAAUGACUUUAAUUUUCAUUCAGAAUUAAGAGAACCUAAACUUGUAAACGUGGCCAUUGUUUUCUUAAAGUCAUGUUGCCAUCCUGCCUGUUUUACUGGGAGCACUUUAUUUUAUUUCUUACAUUCUUGAGCUUUUACUAGUUGCUGCCAAAUGUGUGUGAUAACUGCUGGUUGUAGUUGUAUGAUAGCAUUAAAAAUUAGAAAAAGUGAACUUUAACUGUAACCAUCAACAUGCUCUGAGCCCAUAAUCUGUUCCUUUUCCCUCUCUCUACCACUCAGCAAUCCAUCCUAAGACAUUCUCUGCACUGUUAAGAGGAUCUUGGACACCACUGAAAAAGAAAUAGAUAUUAUAUAAAAGUAGGCUUAAAUUAAUAAUUUUCCCUCAACUUGAGAGUGGCAAAACAUGUUUUUGUGACCAGGAAUUUGCAGGAAACACAGGAGCUCCAGAUGCUUUCAGUGGCUUCUGUUUGCUCAGUAACAAAAAGGAGGAUGAAGAACCAUCCUCCUCUCACCAUUUUCCUUUGUGAUCUGUGUUAAUCGCUUUUGCUGUGAUACUUGUGUGUGUGUGUGUGCGCGCGUGAGCAUUAGGCACACAAGUAAAGAAUUAACUCGUCUAUGGACCAAAUUCAUGUUGAUUGACAGUCCUGGAGGAGAGGGAGAGAGAGAGGGAAAGCACUUUUUUGUGUGUGUACAAACUGUGAUUGGUUCCUCAUUGCUGCUGCUAACGCCGCUUCCUCAUUUGGCGCUGCUCCCAGUGCAUUGUGGGAUUGAGAUUUCCCAGUGGUGAGAAUCAAACUCCAUCUGCUUAGCUGACACACACAUUCACUCUGAAAGACUAGAAGCAGUACAUUCAGGAAAAGGCUUAUCCAAACAAACACUCAGCAAACAAACAUGUCUGUCUUUCAUGCAGGGAUAUGCUCUCACACACAUACAAAUACAAGUUGUGCCAUAAUGCCAUCUCCACUGUGAUUUAAUGCAGUUUAACUGUGAUGAUGAAAUGUUCAUCUCAAAUUGACAAGUUCAAGCUAAAUUCUUUGACAGCAUGUCAUUGGUGUAUGUGCAUACGUAUUGUUGUUUGAAACUCCCAAUAAGCAACAAGCCUUCAUGAUUUUUCUCUGUAUGUAAAGCAAUAGUAUCACUGUGGUAGCUAAUUUAGGCACAGAAUUAGACAUUCAGAAUAAGAGCAGAAUGUGGAAGGGUUCAAAGCAAGAAGAUACCAGCCUCAAGUUACACAUUCAUCAGGAAUUUGGAUUUUCUCUACAUGUGUACAAAAUUUAAUGAAGAGUACACUGUCAGGACUGGAUACUGUCAGCUCAGAAAACCUUCUUCAAAAGAACUUCAGAUCAAACUGAACCUGCUUGUCAUCCUGAAUGAGAUGACUGUCUGAUUACAGAAAGACAAAAAUAUAAUGAUGUGUUCUGACCAUCCUUUUCAUUGUUGGGUUUGUAUUUAUAACCAUGUUGUUUUCUGGUUUGUUAUCAUUGUAUCCACUUUAUCCCAGGUGCCUGUUACAUAUGAUGCGAUUAUGUGAAUGAGUUAAUGAAGAUUGCAGACUGGUUCAUUAGACAGUCAUCCAGUACAUAAAGAAAAGGAAAUCCCCAAAGUAGGUGGUAUCCUUUAAAACAAAGCAGUUUUUCUUAGCCAAUUGUUUAAGAAGUCCUUAUCACAUAGAAGUGAUCAAGGAAGAUUCAUCUUUAAAACCCUUCAGUGUGGGAUUUUUUCAUGACACAGGAAGUCUUCACACCACAUGACAGACAUAUAAAGACAGUUUGUCAAUGUAAGUAUCACAAAUGCUAAUGAUUUAAUUUAACACUGCUGCCAUUACAUAUUGUAACAUCUACUUUGGAUUACAGACUUUGGCUGAGAUAAGGGAAGCAUCCAUAGUUGUUUGAUUUUCUGGCAUUUUCUGUGCCAGUGAAGCACCUGCUGUCACUCACUUUGUGACAUUCCUAUGUCUGUUCAUGUGCCUCAUGGGAGCAGAUCAAAGGCAAGAUUCUUGCUUUUAUUUGUUGCAACACUGUAGAAUCUUUGAUCAAAGGUACCAUCAGCUUGGCUAAGUCAUGAAAUAGGCAUCAUCUCAUUUCAUUAUUUUAUUUGCACAAAUGGACAACAUCCAGAGCAAAGUAAUAUUUUAGGGCAAAAUUUCUCUCAUGUCUGUAGAAAGGACACUACUCAUCGUCCAAUUAGCUAUAGACAUCAGGUUUUAACAAGGAGAGGAUGUUGGGAUAGGGUUUAUUUUAGAAUGAGCUGCUUAUGUUUUCCUAAAAUUAACCAUGUAGUUUUCUAAUUCCUAAACUUAACCACUAAGUUAGGUGCCUAAACCAAACUAAACGGCAAGUCAAAGCAAAAAUAAACAGUGAUUCAGGGGGAAAAAAUUUAAUGAAGUCUUAUCUAAGAAAUAUUAGAUCGGACUGACAAUAAGUGUAAUUCUGUCACCCUUCAACCUCCAAACACUUGACUUUUCCCCAUUAAAACUGGAAACUACUGCUUUUGUGUUUCAGCAAUCUAAAACCUUAACUUUAAGUAAUUAGUUUUGUCUCAGCAUCCACCAAAUUAGGAGUAGAUGGUGUUAAUAGUUGUCAAAAAACAUGAGGAUUAGACAAACAGACAGAUUCCUUCUUAUUGUUGAGCUUAUCAGAUCCUGGGCAAAGUCAAAUACACAAAAUUUUUGGGCCAUAAUUAUUUUAUUACUUGCAUGUUAUUCUGAAUAACUUUCAAGGUCAAAGUAAAAUAAAAAUUACUGCAAUGCAUUACUCUUGAGCGAGUGCUGAAGUGCACAAAAAUAAAGAAAACACUGAUCCAUUGAUUUCAUCUCAUUAGUUGCUUAAUUGUCUUAGAUUAGUUAGAAGGAAUUGACCCCUAAAUGCCAGCAAUUUUCUCAGUUUUUCACUGAGUUUUGUUUUUUGCCUCUUCAACGUUUGUCACAAUACUUGGAAACUGUUCAUCACCUCUGUGCUUCCUUGUUUGAGUGUGUGGCUCUCUGACUAGACUGCAAAUGACAGACUACCAAACAUAUUCCCACAGAAACAAAUGCGCUUGCUUCCUUGGACACAAACAAAAACACCAGCUUACUACUCAGUAGUGCUCAUACGUACAGAGCAAGGCUACAAUGUGUGCUACAUCCUGUCAAAGAGCUAUCGUCUAUUUCUCAGUCCAGCUGCUGCAGUCCUGUUUAAACCAGAGAGGGAGAUCAAGAGAGCAUUACGGACUGUCUAGGGUUUUCCCAAACAGAGUGUUUCUCCUGAAGUGUUCUCCACCGAUAGGGACAACACAUUGAACUUUCUGAACUUGAACUUCAAAUAUGGAAAAAGAGCUACAACAGCUCAAGUAACUGUUUGUGAUCUUGUCUGUAUGUGAUAUAACCGUAUAUGAUCAUUUAAAUGUGUUUGAAGAGACCAGUGGAGAUGUGUGUAGACUGAAAAAAUGCUCUUAUAGCCAUUCCUCUGUCUGACCUGGGAUCACAUUUAUAUUAAAUGUUCUGAUCCCAUGUUCUGCAAAGUCCCAUAUGUGUAUAUGUACAUGAAAAGGUGAAAGAAAGAUAUAUGUGUAAAAGGGUAACCAGAUUAACUGAACCCUUGCUGGUACUACUCAAGUUAAAAGAAAACAUGUUAAGAUUGUUUGGUUUUUUUUCCUUCUACCUUUAAUGCAUAUACUGUCUGUACUUGUUCUGAGUGCAACAUGUCACUUUAGUCUAUAGGGGCUGCAAAUACAUGAUGUACCCACCUCAGAUCUAUUUUAAACAUUCAGUCCAUCAGGACCCCUGAGGAUUUAUAAAAAGUGUAAAAUGUUUUACUUUUCUCAUUAUCUUGUUGUUAUUGAGAUACACAUCUUAUUGCUUUCGCCGUGCCUAAAAAGAAAAUGUCCUUCAUCUCUGUGUAGCUGUAAUUUUUUUUUCAUGUACAAAAAAAAAAAGUUGUAGAAACUGUGAUACCGUAUCGUCCUGUGCAUUGCUGUAAGUUUUUUCUCUCAAAGGAGUGAUGGAGGUGAUGAAUGUGUGUGUUGGUAUGUGAGUGUGUGUGUGUGUUUAGGUAAGAAAGAUCGAUAUCCAUGUUUUCUGUCGAUGGUUGUAACAUUCCAGCAGCUGCCGCCACCUUUUCUAUUAUCCAAAGCCUCUCAAUAAACAUAUCAUUGUGCCA
Molecule: messenger RNA, 6766 nt
Organism: Melanotaenia boesemani (Boeseman's rainbowfish)
Lineage: Eukaryota; Metazoa; Chordata; Actinopteri; Atheriniformes; Melanotaeniidae
Product: dehydrogenase/reductase SDR family member on chromosome X-like
Exons: 7
Coding region: 434-1414 (326 amino acids)
Source: RefSeq, a predicted model, not a curated record